This is a messenger RNA of Mesocricetus auratus (golden hamster), 3777 nucleotides long. It is a transcript of the gene Slc20a2, whose product is annotated as solute carrier family 20 member 2. The coding region runs from base 529 to 2481 and encodes 650 amino acids. Gene Ontology annotation, biological process: phosphate ion transmembrane transport. The transcript is spliced from 12 exons. The record is from RefSeq and is a predicted model, not a curated record. Gene Ontology annotation, molecular function: phosphate transmembrane transporter activity. Lineage: Eukaryota; Metazoa; Chordata; Mammalia; Rodentia; Cricetidae. Gene Ontology annotation, cellular component: membrane.
CGUGCCGCUCGGCUCCGCUCCGCUCGGGCUGUUCCGGGAGUCGAGCGGGGAGCCGCGGCCAGAGACCCAGCGGACCGGACGACCUCUCCUUCGUCACUUCCUGCCGGCCCGCGGUUUCCGGAGGGAACGAGAAGCCAGGAUGGGAAUGUCACCUCCAGGAGCUUUGGUUGAAAUGACAAAGAGCACACUCCAGCUGCCGUUACAGAGGGGGAGAUGUGUCCCGUCUGCAGCAGCAUAGAAUGGGCAUGAGCAUAGAAUGUCAGGAAGAAAGAUCACAGUUUUCCCAGGCUGGGAGCAAAACUAUGGAAUGUGUUGUACCACUGACUGAACACAGCCCAAUGAACUGUACUCGCCAUAGUUCAGAAACCAGCAGUUAACAGCUUCUUCAGACUUCGACGUUGUCCAGCACUUUCCAGAGCAGACUCACUGUUCACAAGGACUCUUGGCCUCCCGAAGUUAGCAACCUCAAAUUUUGUUUACUUAAGAUAUUUCUGCAAAAGAAAAGUACCCCAGAUCCCAUUCUCCACAAUGGCUAUGGACGGGUAUCUGUGGAUGGUCAUUUUGGGUUUUAUUAUUGCUUUCAUCCUGGCGUUUUCAGUGGGUGCAAAUGACGUUGCCAACUCGUUUGGAACUGCAGUGGGCUCUGGCGUGGUAACCUUGAGACAGGCAUGCAUUCUGGCUUCGAUAUUUGAAACCACUGGCUCUGUGCUAUUGGGAGCGAAAGUAGGAGAGACUAUCCGGAAGGGCAUCAUCGAUGUGAACCUCUACAAUGACACUGUGGGGACCCUCAUGGCUGGGGAAGUGAGUGCAAUGGUUGGUUCAGCUGUUUGGCAGUUGAUCGCAUCCUUCCUAAGACUUCCAAUCUCGGGAACGCACUGCAUAGUCGGCUCUACUAUAGGGUUCUCACUCGUGGCGAUCGGCACGAAAGGAGUGCAGUGGAUGGAGCUUGUCAAGAUUGUUGCUUCCUGGUUUAUAUCGCCGCUGCUUUCCGGCUUCAUGUCUGGAGUGCUGUUUGUGCUAAUCAGAAUGUUCAUCUUAACAAAGGAGGACCCCGUUCCCAAUGGUCUCCAGGCACUUCCUCUGUUCUAUGCUGCCACUAUAGCAAUAAAUGUCUUUUCCAUCAUGUACACCGGAGCGCCAGUGCUGGGUCUGUCGCUUCCCAUAUGGGCCAUAGCACUCAUUUCCUUUGGUGUGGCUCUGCUCUUUGCCUUCUUCGUGUGGCUCUUCGUGUGUCCGUGGAUGAGGAGGAAAAUAGCAGGCAAAUUAGAAAAGGAGAGCGCCCUGUCGCGCACUUCUGACGAAAGCCUCGGUAAGGCCCAGGAGGUGGAGUCCCCCUUCAAGGAGCUCCCUGGUGCCAAAACCAGCGAUGAUAGCGCUGUCCCCCUCACCAGCCCAGCUGGGGAGUCUGUGGGGCCCUCAGAAGGCACAUCAGCAGGGAAUCACCCCAGGACUGCCUAUGGACGGGCACUUUCCAUGACUCACGGCUCUGCAAGGUCACCCAUCUCCAACGGCACAUUCGGCUUUGAAGGCCACAUGAGAAAUGACGGUCAUGUUUACCAUACUGUACACAAAGACUCGGGCCUCUACAAAGACUUGCUGCACAAAAUCCAUGUAGACAAAGGCCCCGAGGAGAAGCCCGCUCAGGAAAACAACUACAGGCUGCUUCGGCGGAACAACAGUUACACGUGCUACACCGCAGCCAUCUGUGGCAUGCCGGUGCACACCACCUUCCGAGCCGCCGAUGCCUCCUCCGCCCCGGAGGACAGCGAGAAGCUGGUGGGCGACACCGUGUCCUAUUCCAAGAAGAGGCUUCGCUACGACAGCUACUCCAGCUACUGCAAUGCAGUCGCCGAGGCAGAGAUCGAGGCCGAAGAGGGGGGCGUAGAGAUGAGGCUGGCCUCGGAGCUGGCGGAUCCCGACCAGCCUCAUGACGACCCCACGGAAGAAGAGAAGGAGGAGAAGGACACGGCAGAGGUCCACCUCCUCUUCCACUUCCUGCAAGUGCUCACUGCCUGCUUUGGGUCCUUUGCUCAUGGUGGCAAUGACGUGAGCAAUGCAAUUGGGCCUCUUGUGGCUUUGUGGCUGAUAUAUGAACAAGGUGGAGUUAUGCAAGAAGCCGCCACCCCAGUCUGGCUGCUGUUUUAUGGAGGAGUCGGGAUUUGCACAGGUCUCUGGGUUUGGGGGAGAAGAGUGAUCCAGACCAUGGGGAAGGACCUCACUCCAAUCACACCAUCCAGUGGCUUCACUAUUGAGCUGGCCUCUGCCUUCACCGUGGUGAUUGCCUCCAACAUCGGACUUCCCAUCAGCACUACACACUGCAAGGUGGGCUCAGUAGUAGCUGUGGGCUGGAUACGCUCGCGGAAGGCUGUGGACUGGCACCUCUUCCGGAACAUAUUUGUGGCCUGGUUCGUGACUGUCCCUGUGGCCGGAUUAUUCAGUGCUGCUGUCAUGGCUAUCUUCAUGUAUGGAAUCCUAUCAUAGGUGUGAUUUUGUUUCUUCCGGUUGCUAAAUGGCUAUGGAGAUAGUCUACCAUGGGUGUAUGUAUUCACACCUAUCCACCCCACUGUGACACAAGCACACCCCUCCCGCAUCCCUUCCCGAUAGUUUCAUGCCACACGCUGCUUACCCAGGCCACAGAAGUUCAUCUUCCAUAAUUAACCUAACUACUGUACAUAGUAGUGUAUAUCAAACUGAUAUUGUGAUGACAUAAUGUGGUGCAGUUACUUAUAUAUUGUGUACCUAGAAUAUGUAGCAUUUAUUUUAAACUCAGAAUGAAAGUGGAGAGUGCCGCCUGGAAUGCAAUAUUCUGUUAACUGUAUAUAAUGAUUUCAGCGGUGGCAAGUGUUAGAAACUUUUAAAAAGUGUAGGUUAUAAAAUCCUUUUUAAAAAAUAUACUGUAAUAUAAGUGAGAUACAGUACACUUAAUACAAACUUGGGCAAGUUUUCAGGCCCCGUGUGAUUGCAUAGUGCUGAGACAGGUGUCCACAAGUGCUUUCUCUGAAGAUUGUGUCUACAAGCCGUGUAUGAGUUACUGUGUAAUGUAUCACUAUGCUUUUGUAAAUACUUAAACUGUAAUGUUAAUGGUAUGCUUCCCUUAUACUUUACUGAUUGGAGAGUUUUGGAAAGUACCAAAGAAAUAGGGGAUAAAUUGCCAGUAUUAUAUUUUCAUGUUGUUUGUUUCCUUCCCACUGGCCACUGCAGCGAACCUGGCCCUUCAGCCGGGCGAGCUCUUCACUCAGCCAGAGCAGUGUGUGUAGCUGGAAGCACCAGUCACCCACCAGCAGCAGCCACCCGCUGCCGUACCAGGUCCUGGUAGGCUUGUUCAGUGGCCUUCAUUGUCACCAGCGCAGACAACACACAGCAAUGGGGUAUAUACUUAAAAACACUACAUACAUAUCAAGUCCAAUUCCAGUGUCCCUCCUUGUUCUGCCCUGUGGCCUGAAAGUCGGAAUUCUUAUUGCAAACACUGAAGCCAGUGAGGCUUUGAUGCGCCUGGAUGCUGUAAAACUCAGGGCUGAGCGGGGAAUAUUAGAGGGGACGCUGAACUUGGGGAUCUUUGAGGCCUUUUUUUGUGUAAACAUGUGAGGUCCUCCUGUAGAGCCACUAUUGUCUUCUGAUGGUGAGAGACACAGUAUGACUAAAAUGUUAAGAGCCUGAAACCAUGGAAAUGCUGCUAAUAUUUUUAUAUUGACAUACAUUUUCACGGUACUUCAUUGUAAUUUUUUCAUUAAUCAACCAGAUUAAAUUUAUAAUAAAAAAGUGCCCCUCAAAAGUUUA